AGACGCAUUUUUGCCCAAGCAGUUUUCCUUACGCACGCGCAGCGAACGCGGCCAGGCCGCUACCAUGGGGGACUCUCACAGAGAGGUAAGCAACUUGACCCGCAUGGCCACUGCUGCUGCAGCGAGCACCUUGAUCACUGGGGCCUUGGCAUGGACGAGUCCACAGCUCCACAGCCCGGUGGUCUCGUUACGAGGCAGUCCGUCUCCCUCCUCGAGCUCCGCUGCUUCCGGCGCUGGAACCAGCAGCUCAGGCGGAGGAGACUACACGAGGUUGGCACUGGCUUCAGCUGGAGCCGCUGCCCUUGCGGGAAGUGUCGGCGCUCGAAAGGGGAAGCGUGACAUGGGCAGGGCACGUCAGAGGCUUCAGUCGACGAAGACCUCCGUCUUGGAGACGAAGACCGAGGGCAUUGUCGAUGGCAUUGGCGCCAACCCCGCCACCUCCUGGCCUGCUGGAAAGCCGGCGUACACCACCGAAUACACCGAGGAGUAUGACUUGUCCGAUCCCAAGGGUUCCUUUGAGAAGGUGGGCCGCAUGAUCCUCCAGGAGAUGGUCGGCGAGCUGCCGGGUCUCUACGAGCUGCCGCCCAAGGAGGCUUCCUGGGUCGAAAGGUCCUUGGAGUACAAUACGCAGGGUGGAAAGAUGAACCGCGGUUUGAUCGUGGUGGAGACUGGCGUGAUGCUGCUGAAGCACCAGGGCCGCGAGGUGACCAACGCCGACCUGCACCGCUUCGCGGUGCUGGGCUGGGCUGUGGAGUAUCUCCAGGCCUGCAUGCUGAUGGCCGACGACAUGAUGGAUGGUUCCGUCACGCGACGAGGAAACCCGUGCUGGUACAGGCUGCCAGAGGUGGGAUUGCUGAACACCAACGAUUUCCUCAUGGUGGAGAUGUAUGUCUACAAGAUCGUCAAGCGGCACUUUGGAAAGGAGCAGAUCUUUCCUUGGCUCAUUGAUCUCCUCCUAGAGACCACCUUCCAGACGGAGUGUGGACAGCUCCUGGACUCCAUCUGUGCCAACUGUGACUUGGAGGAAUUGACGACCGAGCGCUGGACCUUGAUUGUGAAGUACAAGACCGCCUUCUAUUCCUUUUACCUCCCAGUGGCAUUGGCCAUGUUGGUCACUGGCGUGCGGGACCACAAGGCCUUCGACACGGCACGAGAGGCCCUGCUGCUGAUGGGAAUCUACUUCCAGGCCCAGGAUGACUACUUGGAUGCCUUCGCCAGUCCGGAGGUGCUGGGCAAGGUCGGAACUGACAUCCAGGACAAGAAGUGCAGUUGGCUUUUUGCACAUGCCUACCACGAGCAAAGCACUCCGGAGGCAAAGGCGUACUUGGACAAGCAUUACGGGAACUGCGAGGCCGGUCCAUGCACGACAACGAGCGAACUGACAGUCCUCCAGGUGGCUGGGCACCAUUUGUUUAAUUGUUUGGUUGAAAGCUGGAACUUGAAGAUAUAUACAUGAUCCAUGAUGAUCCCUAAGCAUCCAAAAUGAUCAACAUUCCUUCUCAGAAGGCAUUUGGACCCCCAACACCAAAGUGUCUCCAAUCACCUUCUCAAAAGGUAUGUGGACUCAUAGGCAAAUUAUAAGAAGUGCGAGUACCAGUCUAGAAUUCCUAGAAUGCCUCCUUCAGGUACCAAAACCAACUCGCUUUGAGGUACAGCCCGGAGCCUGCCGGCCCGGCCCGUUAAACUGGCUCCAUCGACUCCGAGCGUGGGUCAAGCAGGGAGUGUUCGAGGUCGGCAGUGAAGAGGAGGAAAAGAUCAAGGACGUUUACAAAGAGCUGGGCCUCCAGGAGUGAAUCGAACGGCGCCCACGGAUGGAUCCGUGUCCGUCCCCGGCCGUGGAUCCGCACGCCCGGUCGACGGGAGUGGAUGCAUGGUUCGGUCUUGGGGGGGGGGGCUCGGCGACGACUUCUGGGACCUUGGGGGACCCUGAAAUUGGAGUUUGGGAUGGAUUUGGGUGGAUUUGAGGUCUGUGGGUGUGAAUAUACAGAGGGUUUUUUGGUUCUGAUAUCUUCUGAUAUAGUCACACAGUUUGACAAGCGCUUGUAACAAAAUAAUAUGCGUAAAUCACUUUAUGUGAUUGUAUCUUGGGUCGAUGUGAUUGAGUUUCUUCGAGAUGUUCGCAGUUCGUAUUGCGGGCAUUUUUGUUGAUAGCCCGGUAGCCCGUCCAUGCUCGAGGAUCUACUUUAAACUUUUAGACAUUCCCUUUUAAAAUCGCCAUGUCGAUUUCUAAUGGUCUGAAGAUGACCUUUCACACGUCCAUGUACGUCCAUGCCCCAGCGAGUCUUCUGGAGAAGAAAAGCUGCAGAGUCAAAGAGACAAGAUGAGCAAAUACCCCAUUUGGAUUGAACAAAUCUCUUCACAUGGAGGAGGUUAUUCAUCAAGAAUCUACAUGUCCCAAAAUGAUCCUAAAUGGUUCACGCGCUGUCCAGCGUAUGGAGGACAGGUUGCGGUUUUUUCCGUGGCCAGGAGCUCUUCGCCAAAUACGAGGCCGACGUCGAAGAUCAGCUUGAGGAGUACAAAGCAAAGGUCCGAGACGCGGAUCUCCCCUGGUCAAUUUUCGAGAGGUUUUUUGAGCUUAUCCACAAACGCAAGAAGUGAGAAGCCGCGCCCAGAACACGGCUUGAGCAUGAGUACUGGGUAGAUCUGGAU
Durusdinium trenchii is the source of this 2649-nucleotide messenger RNA. The record is from the annotation of a GenBank genome assembly. NCBI's taxonomy places the organism in Eukaryota, Dinophyceae, Suessiales, Symbiodiniaceae.